AGCCCGCACUUUUCUAUCUCUGCAGCCGUUUCAAGGGUUCUGAUCAUCCGGGAGAGACCAGGUUACGUAGAAGGCUCUGUGGGAACCGCUCAGGGUCUAGCAGAAUGGACGAAGACGCUAUCAACAGCGAGGAAGAGGCUGCGGAACCAAUGGAAGAAGAGGAAGAACAAGCGACUGAGAGUACUUCUGCACCGCUACAACAGCAGCAGCCCCAGGUGAUGGGGUUCACGACGAGGGCCGAGCUGGGUCGUCACGCUAGCGGGCUGCAGUUGGUUCGCACAAAACUGUCCGACCUCGUACCGAGAACCAACUUGGACGAUUCGUAUGCGGGCGGAAAAGUCGUGAGCACGUAUUCGGGCCAGCUGACGCAGGGCAGCGUUGUCGUUCUCUUGCAAGACGACCCGAGGAGCGAGCGCUACGCUGAGUGCGCCAUCAGCGGAGACGUUACGCGGUUACUCCCGCGCUCUGCAGAGCUGGGCUGCAGCGAGUUGUACGUGCACGGAACUGGAGUGCGGGUGGGCGCCGCAGUAACGGACUGCAGUCAGGAGAUGGAGGUAGGGAUCUCAGUAGACGGGGAAGAGGGGAAGAUAUGGAUCGUCAACAGGGAUGCAAGAAAUCCUGGUUUUCUUCCGUCACGGAGUCCGAGUGAGUUCCAGGGCAGGGGAGGCAACACGAAGAAGGCGAGACGUCGGCAGCAAAUGAAAACCGGGCUAGAGAGUGGGAGGUUGAGUGGGAGGUUGCUGGCACCAACUGCGAGCAACGUCGCUCAACCCCAUACGAGUGUUAAAGUCCCAGUACCUGAACCAUUGGCUGCCACUACUGACCCACCCACUGCCCGACAAGAGCCAAGAGCUCUCACGCCAGAAUCCUCAACUGCUAUAUCCCAAGUGGCCACACACUAUGCCACCGGUCCUAGUCCCCAACCCAGUCACCAACAAACAGAAAACCCCACCUCAAUUCCUUCAAAUGAAAUUCGGUCCGUCCGUACGGCUGAAGAGGAAGAAGAGGAAGAAGAUAGGGAGGAGGAGGAAAAUGAAGCGGGAGAUGUGUUAUCAUCAUCGGAGGAUAUUUUAUCCUCCAGUGAUGAUGAAUCGCUUGGUUCUAUAGGUAGCGAAGGACAAGGGCAGGGACAGGACAGAACACUGUUCCCUUACUACCAAACCAGCACGAGGCAGAACCAGAGCUACUCGUACACAAAGUUGUCGGAAUUAGAAGCGGGUCUGCAAAAAGUGAACGUCUUUGGCGUGGUUACCGAUUUCCAGCCGCCCUUCCAGACAAAAGGUCGCGAUUUCUGCUCCAUUGUCAAUAUCACCGACGAGAGUUUGCCCGAGAGAGAAGCACUCAAAUGCACCUUUUUCCACUCGAACCAAGAUCGGCUCCCUAAAGUGAAAAAGGUCGGCGAUGUCGUUUGUUUCCAUCGAAUCAACAUCAAGCUCUACCCGUCGGGUGUCCAAGGGAUCGGACAGAAUUUCACCAGCUGUCUGUCUUUCCCCGGACAUCUAGGCUCAAAGGUCAAACCUCUUACCGGAUCUGUUUCUUACACGUUCACACCCCAAGACCGAAGGCGUGUCGAAGAGUUGAGACUGUGGAUAGCACGGAAAUCACAGAGGGUCAACCCUUUCUUGCGGCUGCUCAAAGAUAUCGCAAUCGACGUCGAUUCAUCGGAUUUGGUCUGCCAGGUUUUGUCAAUUUCACGGCAGGUGUCAACGUCAGGGCCUCCUAAUGCUGUUCUCAGUGUCUGGGACGGAACUCAGGCAAGACACCGCAGCCUUGCUCUCGACCUGUCUACUUAUGAAACCACGCAGGUUGCCGAUUCUGAACUGCUGAGGUUUUCCGAUCGUUACUCAGAGAGUGUAGUCCUCUACGGACGAGAACUGGUGGAGAGCCUUGCAGCUAUCAAACCAGGUCGGUUUGUCUGCCUUCAGGACGUGCAGGCAAAGCUGCACUCUGACCAGUACAAUUCAUUCAAGGAAACUUUCAGCGCCGUCGAGUUGAGGCUGCAGCCAUCCGAAAACACUACCGGUAGCAGAGAGGCAAGAGUCAGAGUCCUUUCGUCUGAGGAAAUUGAGGUCUUUGAGCUCAAAAACCGACUGAGGAAAUGCAGGAAAAGCCCGAGUGUACAUUUCAGACCCCUCCCUCCCGACAUAGUCUCCUCUGGGAUCACCGACACACCCCACAGUGAGCACCAGCAACCUGUCCCGCUCAGUGCACUCGGGAAGGUCGAAGACACUCCUGCAAAGUUUCUGUCCAUCGUGAAAGUUCUGGGGAUCGAGCCUUGCUCCGUGGAAGGGAUGGUUCAACUUCGCUGUCCCAUCUGCAAAAACAAAACGGCCGUCAGGGAAAACUUGCCCAACACUGCCAUCUGCACGUUAUGUCCGAGGGAGAAGAGAAAAAGAAAGAGGAAAGCUCCAACUCUACAGCCCACGUACUUCUUCAAGCUGGAGCUGGCAGACGAGACGGGUCACGUGAAGGCCCAUGUUAGUGGAGCUCAAGCUGCUAGGUUUCUGUCGGGGUGCCCGCCAACAGUUUUCCACAGACAUCCGCAGCAGAGGAUGGCUCUGCUAGAACAGCUCUACGCGCUGACCGGAGACAACGAUCCUUUCGAUUCCGACUCUGUCGCCUUCCCGCGGCCGUGGGUCGCUGUGUGUUUGGUCUCGAUGGCCGGUGGUACCAGUACUAGCUCUUCUGGUACCAGUGGAGAUGUGACUUAUCACUUGUUUGAUACCAUACUCAAGCAAAGGGCCUAAAACCAAAGUCAUUAUACCUAGUAGAGUCUUUAUUAUACACAUUUUAUGUAUCACACCAUAUGCACGUGCAGAGUGUAUACAAGCCACUUAUGUAGAUUUACGCACGUGUUUUUCAUCAAGACUAUAAAAGUUCC
Geodia barretti is the source of this 2881-nucleotide messenger RNA. Lineage: Eukaryota; Metazoa; Porifera; Demospongiae; Tetractinellida; Geodiidae. The record is from the annotation of a GenBank genome assembly.